UGUGUGUGUUGGUAUUUUCCUGUGCAGCUCGCAGUGCAUUGAUAAGAGGUCUAAAAUCGUAAUGGCAGUAGACGACACAGGCAUCAGUAACAUGACAUUAUAGGAGACCGGCUGAUGACUUUGCUUGCCUUCCAAUCGGGUUCGAGCGUUGCCUGGAUUGCGAGUGUCUGCGCAGUAUUAUAAGCUCAGUAUAUGUUCGUCCUCCUUCAUAACUCAUCCGGACGCGCGUUGAGCAUCACUGCUGUCUGUUAUGUGGAAACAGUCGCUGUUGUACGUGGCGGGACUCGUACUCGUCUACAGUCUCGCACAGGCCACUCAGCCUGGGUAUCCUGGCUAUGACCCUUAUAAUCCAUACAACCCAUACACUUAUGACAACUACAAGGAUGCUGCAGGACCUAAGGGGGACCGCGGCGCACCCGGACGAAGCGGAUCGGCUUAUCCACCGCGUGGGCCUCAAGGUCCUGGUGGUUAUCCUGGAUAUCCGGGAGCGAAAGGACCAAAGGGUCCUGAUGGUGAGGAUGGUGAAGACGGACAAAACGGCGAGAGAGGCGAGAACGGAUGGCCUGGACAUCCGGGAAAGAACGGAGCAACUGGACCAAACGGCCCCAAAGGGUACGCAGGCCACAAUGGCAACAAUGGAAAAGACGGACAACAGGGACAAACGGGUUACCCCGGUGAUGACGGUUCAUGGGGUAAUGUUGGUGCUCGAGGUGUUAAUGGACAUCCGGGUAAAGAUGGCGUUGAUGGCAAAGAUGGCAGCAAGGGACCCGUUGGACCCCAGGGAUUGAAAGGAUAUCCGGGAAACCCCGGUCAUGAUGGAAUAGACGGUGAGCAGGGACAUGUUGGAGAGACGGGCGACAAUGGUCGCGAUGGUCAUCCGGGGAAGAAUGGUAGCCCGGGACAGAAGGGACAGAUGGGACAUCAGGGUCCACGAGGACAUCCUGGUCCUCAAGGAGAUCCGGGACAUCAGGGACCGAAGGGCUAUCGAGGACAUAACGGUCAGACAGGCGCAACUGGAGAUAAGGGAGAGCAGGGACAGGUUGGAGACAAGGGAGAGCAGGGACCACAGGGUGAUACCGGAGUGGACGGUGAUACUGGUGACAAAGGAGCCACCGGGGCUAUCGGACAGAAGGGAAAGGCGGGUUAUACCGGUGACAAAGGACCGAGGGGUGCCAAUGGACAUGAUGGCCGACCGGGCAACAAUGGAAAGAACGGAGCAAAGGGUCAACGAGGAGAUGAUGGUCAGAAUGGUGAUGAUGGAGAACAGGGUGAUGCUGGUGACAUGGGACCAGUGGGACCAGUGGGUCCUCAAGGUCCAAAGGGCAAGAAGGGACCAAAAGGACCAGUGGGUCCCCCAGGCAAAAAGGGUCCGAAUGGUAACCAUGGUGCUCGAGGAAGUGAUGGCAGUCCCGGAGAUAUGGGACCUAAGGGUAACAAAGGAUAUCAAGGACGUCGUGGAGCAAAUGGUAGUCGUGGGAAGAACGUGAAAGGCCCUCAGGGUUACGCAGGUUCUCCUGGUCCAGCAGGCAAAGCUGAUACACCUGAUCUCACAGCACUGUGGAAGAAGAUUGAUGUUGUCAAAGGCAUGUUGAAGGUCUUGGAGUCGAAGUGGCAUGCUGGCAUCAAGCCUGUCUAUUGAUAUUGACCGAGAGUUGUGAGAUACUGAUGAUAUUGAUACAUGUAGAUGCACUUCUUGUGUACAUUUUGGUAGAUGAGGUGACACUGUUUGCGGGUUAUUGACAUCAAUAGAUGAAAUACAGUGUACCUGACGUUUAUCUGUUAUAUUAGAGACUAGAUGAAGA
Molecule: messenger RNA, 1802 nt
Organism: Corticium candelabrum
Lineage: Eukaryota; Metazoa; Porifera; Homoscleromorpha; Homosclerophorida; Plakinidae
Product: collagen alpha-1(XI) chain-like
Exons: 20
Coding region: 251-1639 (462 amino acids)
Cellular component (GO): extracellular matrix
Source: RefSeq, a predicted model, not a curated record